AAAUAUAUUUAAAUUCCUUCAAUUAUAUCCAAUAUUUCCCGAUUUCCCUAUAUAUUUAGCAUUUAUGUUUAAUCACCUUCACGCCUACUAGAUCAAAUUUCACGCUCGAUAAAUCAUUUUACUUUAGAAUUUAGAAGGUUCACGAUCAAAAAUAAUGUGGUUGAAAAUCAUUUUUACAAUAACUUGGGGUACCGUUUGUCAUGGCGCUCUUUUCACUUUCAACAAAAGCUACGACAUUUACGAUCGAAACAAUUGGGAAAAUCGCCGAUUGGGCAAAACUUGCCGAGGUCUGGUCAUGCCCAAAUGGCCGCACGGCGUCAUUACGGCUCAAAAAUUAGAGCUGAAACAGCUCAUUUUUGGUUACAAUAUGGAUUUUUUGUUCAAAGACGACACGGAAAUCACGUUUAACGAACACUCCACGUCUACAUUCAAUUGCGUGACCCUGAACUCCACGGAGAUGGCGCCCCACCACUGGGACGACCCCACCAACUGGAUCCUGGAGGACCGGCUCGACAACGCCGCCGUCCCGGACCUGGAGAAGCUCCCCGGCCGCCACGACGACGUCUUCCUGCCGAAGGGCAUCCUCUCGGGCCGGAUCUACGUCCCGGGGCCCUUGGAGGUGAACAUGCUGUUGUUUGGAGAGGAGCGCUGGCCCGGUUUCACUCUAACCAACGAUGACACCGUCGCCGAGGUCCUGGACAUGCUGAAUGGUCAAUUGAGCGUGGACGGUGGAGUGUGCUCGGACCGAUCGGGAUGUCCUUCGGGUAACGAGGAGGCUUACAGGGACAUGUGCAGGUUCGUGGACGAAAGGGAUACCUUCGAUUGCGAGGAUCCCAUCGAAGCGAUCGGGUUUUGCAACAAAAUUUGCGGCGCCGCGAUCCGAUUUUCGCCGAAGGCCGAUUUCGAUAUUCGCUCAUUGCGAACCGAACUGGACGGGUUCGAGUCCGAGACGCACGCGAGCAAAGUGAAGACCCAAGAUGGCGACGAGGUGGUGCAAAUCGUCUUCGCCGAAUCGAAGUUCACCGGCAACUCGCUGGUGGAGGCGAAGACGUUGUACGACAGGCUGGUGGCCGGCGGGAGGAUCUCGCCCGGCGUUUCGGGUACUAUCUCAUCGUCGGGGUACCGCUACGAGGAGGGCGCCACCGUCGAGUCGGCCAUGUCGGCGGUUUUCGGCUGUUUGGCGGGCGUUUGUCUGCUGUUUGGGCUGUUGUAUUUCGUUUUCGACGACGACAAAAGGCUGAAGAGUUUGAGGGAAAGGACCGGCUUGGGACAAGGUCCUCUGACGUACAGGUCCGUACUGUUCACUAGGCAUCUCAGUGUGAGCGAAGGGGCCGGUCUGAUCCUGGACGGGCAAUCUGCGGCGGGAUCUCUGCAGGAUUUGCGCCCGACGCCGGGGAAUUCGCCGCAGAAAUCUGUUCGGAUUGAACCGAAGAAAAAGUCUCCUUCGACGUCGGAGGCCAGCGAUUCGUCGGACGAGGGCGGUACCGAUGCGAUUGCGAAUGAAUCAUCGAAUAGGGAGUUAUUUGAGGAGCAAGAAAGAAGAAAUUUAAUCGAAACAGUGGCGGAGGAAGGGGAAUUAGUCGAUUUAUCUGAAUUAAAUUAAUAAUUUAAUAUUUUUUUAUAUAUACAAAAAUAUAACAACUUUGCCUAAAAAAAUAACUUAAAA
Molecule: messenger RNA, 1666 nt
Organism: Phyllotreta striolata
Lineage: Eukaryota; Metazoa; Arthropoda; Insecta; Coleoptera; Chrysomelidae
Source: the annotation of a GenBank genome assembly